This is a messenger RNA of Andrographis paniculata, 919 nucleotides long. RefSeq names its product transcription factor MYB73-like. The transcript has a single exon. Bases 12 to 815 code for a protein of 267 amino acids. Gene Ontology annotation, cellular component: nucleus. The record is from RefSeq and is a predicted model, not a curated record. Gene Ontology annotation, molecular function: DNA-binding transcription factor activity, RNA polymerase II-specific; RNA polymerase II cis-regulatory region sequence-specific DNA binding. Gene Ontology annotation, biological process: regulation of DNA-templated transcription. NCBI's taxonomy places the organism in Eukaryota, Viridiplantae, Streptophyta, Magnoliopsida, Lamiales, Acanthaceae.
UUACUUUAAGAAUGGGUUCAGCGGAGGCCUUUGCGGCGGCAGAGGAGGCGCAGUCGCCGGCGACGGCCAAUCAUAAGGUCAAGGGGCCGUGGAGUACAGAAGAGGACGAGUUAUUGCGGAAGUACGUGGAACAAAACGGCCAGAAGAAUUGGUCGAUGAUUAGCAAUUAUAUUCCGGGGAGAUCCGGAAAAUCGUGUCGAUUGCGGUGGUGCAAUCAGCUUUCUCCGGAGGUGGAGCACCGCCCGUUCACGGCGGAGGAAGACGAGAUUAUUAUCCAAGCGCACGCCAAAUUUGGGAAUAAAUGGGCUGCAAUUGCGAAAUUACUCGAAAGAAGGACCGACAACGCUGUAAAAAACCAUUGGAAUUCGAAGCUUAAGCGGAAGUUCAAUCGGACGGCGAACAACACGGCGGAUGAGCGGCCGAAGCAGGUUUUGAAGCGAACGCGAACGGACGGCGGAGAUGUUUCUGUUGCAAUGAAGAUUGAAAGCACUUCUGAGAAUUCGAAUGUCAGUAAUCCUAACGUCUUUUUUCUGAAAAAGCCUGAUAUGGAAACACCAAUGGAAAAAACGGACGAGACUACGGCUGACGAUGGAAACAACGAAGAUGAUUAUGCUUUAACAAUGUUGACAUUGAAGUUGCCGGGAACUAGAUUAGAUGAUGGUGAUGAACAUUCGACCAGUGAAUUUGAAUUUCAAGCGCAGGUGAAAUCCGGCGAGAAGAAACAACUUGAUCCAGAGCUGCGGGCAGUAAUUCAGGAUGCAGUAAAAACAGAGAUUAGAAACUAUUUUUCUUCUCUUUCGUUCCGCGGAGGCUAAUGGUAAGUUUGAAUUCCUUUGCGUUUUUGAAUUUUUGAAAUGAAUAGGUUGGGAGUUGGGAGCAAUAUGGAUGAAUGAUCAAAUUUAUUCUCAUUGAUCUUGAA